Molecule: messenger RNA, 4550 nt
Organism: Carassius auratus (goldfish)
Lineage: Eukaryota; Metazoa; Chordata; Actinopteri; Cypriniformes; Cyprinidae
Product: zinc-alpha-2-glycoprotein-like
Exons: 2
Coding region: 2582-4234 (550 amino acids)
Biological process (GO): immune response
Cellular component (GO): external side of plasma membrane
Source: RefSeq, a predicted model, not a curated record
UUAGGCUAGGUCUACAUGUUUAUGUGGAGGACAAUGAUUGAAUCCACUGUAGAUUCAGCGCGCUCCUGCGCUCACUGAUGGUGCGUCGUUAUUCACUCAUUAUUCUCAUUAUAAGUGUGGCAAAGUAGGUAAUCUCCCUCCCCUGGUACUUAGAAACGGCCUAUCAGGGCUCAGUCAUUGCUUUAUAAAGGCUGUGAUUAGGCUACCUGGGAUGCGUCAUUGUUGGCCCCGCCCAUCCGGUACGUGUGCGCUUCCGCCUAACAAAGCUGGAGUCGCCUUUUUGCAGCUUGAAUAGCCCAUUAUUCCUGGCUUCGCUGUGGUUUUCAGGCUGUUCUUGCCACCUGGUUAGACUGAUUUCAUUCAAGUAAUCUUCUGAGACUUGUGCUGUGAGCAACUGUAUGAGGUGUGUGUAACGCUGUAGUCAAUACCUGUAGGACAAAGUUUUGGGAACGUCCGCCUGUUUUCGGGUGGGGAAGAUCGCCUCCUGCAUAAUAGCAGAUUAAAGACGGCGUUGCUGUUUUGUUGUUUUGCUGUUUUUGCUGUUUUGUUGUUUUGCUGUUUUGCUGUUUUGUUGUGCUCGUAUCAUUGUAUGGUUUUUGGUUAUUGUUUGUUUUCGUUACAAUUGAUUUUUGUUUGAUUGAUUUUGUAGUGAUUGUUAAAACUUUUGCUUUAAAUAUAUAUUUCUUUCCUUUUCAUUUCAGUUUUCUUUAAGUGACCAUUGUUCAUUUUUUACAUUUUGUUGUGUGUUUUGAUAAUUGUUUCAGUCAAUCAGGCUUUAGAUUAAUUUCGUUUUGUACAUUUGAGUAAUUUGUGUUCUUUGUGUUUUAGGCCCCUGAGUCGGGUGGCUAGCUGUCCUAGUAUCCUGGUGGUGGUGGUGUUUGGAGCACGGAGUGUGGAUUGUCGUUUGUAGUCACUCACCUCACUGUGUGUAUGUGUGUGUGUGUGUGCUUUUACGAAUAGCCACUUUUGCAGCUAGCCUACCCUGCUAGGGGUAAGCCUUCGUAAAACUGAUUAAUGUAUGCCUGGUCGAAUCAUAUCUUUGCCUGAUCUUUUAAAAGGUGUAUUUUCUACUUUGUGAAUUUAAUAAAUAGUUUAUACGCUAGUGCCUCUGUCUCUGCCUCCUAUGGUAACGAACCUGUGUGUCUAAAUUCCAUCAAGUAUUUAGUUCCCCUCACUUUAGAGGGGUGGCGUAGUCGGUAGUUAUAUUAUAAUUAAUUAACUUCAAGUUGCCACGCCACAUUCUGGCGUAGUCGGCAGGAUACCGUGUUUGGCGGAGACACUGGUAUUAGUGGUUGUGUUUUUUUGUUUUUUCUUUUAUUUUUCUGUUGCAGUGAGAUUGGUAAAGAGUAGCAGCAAAACAGCAGCGCACGUCUGGUGGAUUCUGAUUCUUUGUGAGUCUACUCCCUCUUGUUGGUAAGUGUUACGGCCGUCAAAAUUAUGGAAGAAGAGUUACAGGAAUUGAGGGAAGUAGUAGCUCAGUUGCGGGCAGAAAAUGAGAGGUUGCGUCAAGACCACUUUCUUGCGCUUCCUGGCCCUAGUGAUGCACCUUCUAUUGUUCCUGGUCCUUCUGUUGCUGCCCCCCUCAGCCAAGUAGUGCACAGGCAGUCCUGCCAGAACGAUUCGUUUUUGUACCUCGAGACAGGAAAUGUCAAAAAUUCAAUGGCAGGGUUGGUCUGAGCAUUGAUGAGUGGGUUGAAGAGGCCAAAGCUUGUAUGCAGGCUCGUCACCUGUCUGUUUCUGAUCAAGCUUUCUUCUUGUUUGACCACUUGGAGGGGGAGGCAAGGGAAGAGAUUAGGUACCGUUCGGAGAUUGAGCGAAAUGAUCCAGAUAAAAUUAUUUUGGUGUUACGGGAAUUAUAUGGUUGCUCACAGUCAUAUGUCUCAUUACAGGAGGCAUUUUUUUCUAGAAAGCAGCAGGAGGGUGAAUCAUUGUUGGAGUUUUCCCUAGCUUUGAUGGGUCUCCUAGAACGUGUGACGCAGCGAUCGCCGUAUGUUAUUCCAAAUUCACAAGUUUUGCUACGCGAUCAGUUCAUUGAACAUGUUUGUGACGUGGCCCUUCGCCGAGAAUUAAAACAGUUAAUACGUCGUCAGCCAAUGUUAACAUUGUUGGAAGUUCGAAGCGAAGCUCUUAGAUGGGAAAGGGAGGGAAUGUUGGGGAGUACGAGAGGACGAAGCAAUUUCGUUCCAUCCGCCUAUGGGAUUCAGUAUGGUGUACAAGGUGAGUCAGGGGUGGGUAGAUUUCCUCAGCGCUCUGAACUAGGUGAACUGAGGGAAAUGCUGAGAUCACAGCAAGAGCAAUUAAAUAAGCUAACUCAAAAUUUUGCUCUCUUGCAGGCCCCUCAGUCACGUAGUCAGCCUCCUCACCGCGGCCCCAUUAUAUGUAGGAGGUGCCAACGACUUGGCCACUUUGCUAGAGAGUGCGAUGGGGAGCGUGUUCCCCCUCGUCCACAACCCCCUUUGCCCACUGCGUCGUCAUCUGAGGGUAGACAGCCUGGUCCAUCUGCGUUGUCGGGAAACUAGUCCCCACCGUGUCGCCGAGCCAAGGCGCGGUUGGGGAAUUGACCGGCUCUAGUGUUUCAAGUAUGUCUCAUUUAAUGUCUUCAUGCCCGCACCUUGUUAUUCGAAUGGGUGGGGUCCAAAUUUCAUGUUUGGUCAAUACUGGCUCCAUGGUGUCCACAAUAACGGAAAGUUGGUUUCGUAAAUAUUUUGAACCAUGGGGUCCGGAUCGACUUAAGUCGUGCCAGUGGCUACAACUUCGGGCUGCAAACGGUCUUUCGAUUCCAUAUAUUGGCUACAUGGAACUGGAUGUCGAAUUGUGUGGGCAAGUGAUUUCGGAGUGUGGAGUGCUUGUUGUCCGGGAUCCUCCUGGUGGGAUUUGUGACCAAGUCCCAGGGGUACUCGGGAUGAAUGUCCUGAGCCGUUGUUACCAGGAGUUAUUUGGACAACAUGGCCCUGCUCUUUUCGAGUCUGCUGUAACCGUUGAGGCCCCUAGCUUUGUCAUGCAGGCACUUCAAUAUUGUCACCGUUUGGAAGACCAGGGUUCAGCAAGGCACCCUGGUCCGGUUAGGUUACGGGGUCGUGAGUCAUGUCGCAUCCCAGGUGGCACGAUGAAGUUUGUAGCAGCGACUUGUUCUGAACAAUAUGCAGCGGGGUUAGUACUGUUUGAGCCCCCAGAGUCUGGGUUGCCCGCGGGUUUGUUGGCUUCUCCAGCGCUGGUACAGGUCAUAAGAGGCACUGCCUACUUGCCUAUGGUAAAUGUGGGAACUGCGGAUGUUAUGCUGCAUUCUAAAACCGUUUUGGGAGUGCUAAAUAGUGUUUGUAUGGUAAGUCUGCCUGCUGGGGUAACUGAAGUGAAAUCUGUUGUAGCCACCGUAGGUUCCCAAGCCUUAGCUGCGACUGCCACUGUACAGGAACAGAUUGAAACAGUUGAUUUGUCUGUUUUGCCAGAAGUAGAACAGGGCCAGGUCAGGGCUCUUUUAUAUAAGUUCCAGUCAGUAUUCUCAUGCCAUGAUGGUGAUGUAGGAUGUACCAACUUGAUUUCUCAUGACAUUCCCUUGCUGGAUUCUGUCCCUGUUAGGCAGCGGUACCGGCGUAUUCCACCUUCGGAAUAUGAGGUGGUGAAGUCCCACAUUAACCAGUUGUUGGAGGCCAGCAUUAUUAGGGAGAGCUGUAGCCCCUACGCUUCUCCAAUUGUUCUUGUCAAAAAGAAAGACGGUACUUUGCGCAUGUGCGUUGACUACCGUCAGCUCAAUGCGAAAACAAGAAAAGAUGCCUUCCCGCUCCCGCGCAUUGAGGAAUCAUUGGACUCUCUGACAGGGGCCUGUUGGUUUUCCACUAUGGAUUUGGCUAGUGGGUACAACCAGGUCCCUGUCACUGACCAAGAUAGACCCAAGACUGCUUUUUGCACCCCUUUCGGGUUGUUUGAAUGGAAUCGGAUGCCCUUUGGGCUUUGUAAUGCCCCAAGUACCUUCCAGCGCCUAAUGGAACGGGUGUUUGGCGAUCAGCAGUGCAGUUCCUUACUACUGUAUCUGGAUGACAUCAUAGUGUUUUCUUCCUCAGUGUCUCAGCACCUAGAGCGGCUAGAAGUUGUCUUGAGUCGUCUGGAGCGGGAGGGGCUAAAGGCCAAAUUGAGUAAAUGUGCAUUUUUUCAACGGGAAGUCAGAUAUUUGGGACAUGUCAUUUCGGCGCAGGGAGUGUCUACUGACCCUCGGAAAAUUGAGGCUGUAGCUAAAUGACCAUGCCCCACCAGUGUGUCAGAAUUGCGUUCAUUCUUGGGUUUUAGUAGUUAUUACCGCCGCUUUGUGGAAGGGUUCGCAAAAUUGGCGGCCCCGCUGCAUAAGUUGGUGGCCGAAUGGACUGCCGGUAAGUCCAGGACUCGAAGGAGUCAUGGUUUUUCUGAUGCCUGGACUGAACAGUGCCAGCUGAGCUUUGCUGAGUUGAAAGGCAGACUUUCUACUGCUCCAGUGCUUGCUUACGCUGAUUUUUCCCAGCCUUUCAUCUUAGAGGUAGAUGCUAGUUAUGGGGGAUUGGGGGCGGUUCUAUCUCAGGAGC